AAACAACCGUAAAGAGUACAAAAACCUCAGCAGUAUCUAAUGCAUGCACAGACAUUAGCCGCUUACCAGCUGCGGAUCACGGUCGUAAGACAUACAGCGCGAAUGCCGGAGAACGCAGGGACUGCACCCCGCAUAAACUAAAACAGGGCAAGUAUACGUAUGAGUUCUUUGUUUAUUUGUAUAUUUGUAUACUACAUAAAUAUAGUAUAUUUAUUUGUAUCUUUAUUUACUACAUAGAUAUACCUGUAUGUACAUCAGUGCAUUAAUUUACUCAUUUAUUUUUGAAUACAGUACCAAAGUUGUCUAUAACCCGGAUCUGCUCUACAAGAGAUAUUCCAGUCACACGUGACGAUGAACAACCGUCAACGUCGACCUCAGGGGUUUUAAGGCAGCGUCCAUCUAGUGCGGCAUGCGUCGCAAAGGAGCCUCAACAAAUACAUUCAUUAACCACAACAAAACACACAUCUCGGGGUAAGCCAUCAGUCACAUCACCAGGCAAUGUAUCAGGGUGUCGACAUUUCACUGUAGAAUCAAAUGUACCUGUGAAACAAUCCAUUAGCCCUGUAAAUGUUCCUAUACAACCAAACCCUAAGAAAAGUAGAUCUGUUUUACAGGACAUAACACAAACCAUCGGCAAUGAUAACAAUAUACAUAGAGGGACUACAUCACUGACAUCCAGAAAUACCUCUGUAAAGGUGCCGACACACCCGCCACCUAAGAAAAGUAGAUAUGUUUUACAGACCAUAACACAUACUGACAGCAAAAACACACACAUUUAUACAGAGACCACAUCACCUCUUGAUACUAGAAAAUGUAUGUUGUGGUUCACGCGUUCUGCUCCUUUAUGGUUUAAAGUCAAGGAUGCUGUACAACAUACAAUCACUGAAAUAUUCAAAAUACUGAAUGACGCUGCUCUUUUACAGUGCAGCAGGCCUCUGAGUCUAAAACUUUAUGCCGCUAGCCGCCCAUUUAGAAUUGGCCAUGCAUUGUUAUCCCAUGAUGGUCGUGAUAGUCAAUUGAGUAUAAACGGUGUUAUACCAAACAUUAUAUUACCCCGUGACAACGUCAGUGAUUUAUUACAGUGGUUUUUAAGGGAACUUGGUUUUUGGUUCGCUUUAGGAGACUUUAUUGACUCUGUGAUUAGUGAGAUCCGUAACAUUGUUAUUGUGACUGAUGAUGAGCUUAGACAAACUAAUUUUUUAAACCGUUUUGAAAGACUUGACCGUGCUACCAAUGCCUUUCGUUCAGGACUAAAUUUACUGACCCCCGCGUGA
This is a messenger RNA of Pelobates cultripes (western spadefoot toad), 1274 nucleotides long. Lineage: Eukaryota; Metazoa; Chordata; Amphibia; Anura; Pelobatidae. The record is from the annotation of a GenBank genome assembly.